GCUCUGCCGUAGCACUCUCGUAAAUUGUAGCUAUCUGUCGCAACGUUUAGUCCAGCAGCAGAGGUCACAACAAACCGCUCAGAAUGGGAGGUGACCACGGCCCCAGCAAAAUGUCCAUGCCAGAUUGGCGGCAGUGGAAGGUGGAAGGAACACCCCUGGAGUUCACGAAGGAGAGGCUGGCAGCCAGGGGCCUCAAGGACCCGUGGGCACGUAAUGAGGCGUGGAGAUACUCUGGCGGCUUUGCUCGUGCUGUGACCUUUUCAGACGUGCUGCUGAAAGGAUUCAAGUGGGGCUUCGCUGCCUUUACCGUGGCUCUGGCUGUAGAGUACGCCCUGUUCCCACCAAAGAAGGGUGGACACUAAUGCUCAUCUUAGUCCCUCAAAACCCGACCAUACUGGAGUGUGAUAAUAUUCUGUUUUCUUUAUUAAAUGUCUAUUUGGUCACCA
This is a messenger RNA of Pleuronectes platessa (European plaice), 446 nucleotides long. It is a transcript of the gene ndufb3, whose product is annotated as NADH:ubiquinone oxidoreductase subunit B3. The transcript has 3 exons. The coding region runs from base 84 to 362 and encodes 92 amino acids. NCBI's taxonomy places the organism in Eukaryota, Metazoa, Chordata, Actinopteri, Pleuronectiformes, Pleuronectidae. Gene Ontology annotation, cellular component: mitochondrion. The record is from RefSeq and is a predicted model, not a curated record. Gene Ontology annotation, biological process: electron transport chain; mitochondrial respiratory chain complex I assembly.